UCCUCCACGUGUGCCUGCGGGUGUCUCCUUACUGGGAGCCCCUCCUCCUCCUCCCAGCGCUGCCUUUCCUCCUUUCACUUCUGCUAGUGUCUCCGAGCUGUUUGCUGGAGAGGGAGCUGCUGAGGAUAGUGUUAGUACCCGGGCUGCCCCUCUGUGACAGAACUGGAACUUUAUAUUCAGCAUUGUUGCAGUGUAAAACAGGAGAACGCCUUUCUCUUUAUACUCUGCUCCGACCCAGCAGCACAGAUGCACAAUGGCCACAGAGUUUAUAAAGAACUGCUGCAGGGCAUGCAUGCGAGGUGACAAGGGGAAAGCUCUAAAUGAAGAGGAUGGCUCCAACCCCACCAGGAAGGGUUCCCAUAUUGUUGACCUUCCUCCUAUGUCCUCUGUCUCUGUAAAGAAACAAGUUGGGUGUACAGAAGACUAUCUGCUUUCCAAGCUACCAUCUGAUGGGAGAGAAGUUCCAUUCAUUGUCCCAACAUUCAAGCAAUCUUAUAUACAGCCCAAGGCCUCAGCAAAUCCGGGCCAGCUGGAGGGCUUGAAAGGAUCUGCUCGAGCAACUUUCACAGACCGGAAAACUGAGCUCUCAGCCAUGUAUCAGCAAGAUCUAAACUAUGAUGUCGUUUAUAACCCAGGCUAUGUCCUGCAGCAUGUUUCCCCUGAUAUGAUUAGGCGGGGAAAGCUGAAAACAGACCCUGUCAGAUUAUAUGGAUCAGUGUGUGACUUAAGGAGUAACAAGGUAACUGAUUCCCCUGGCGUGACUGGCACUCUGUAUGAUUUUAAUGGAUCCCCCCGAAACAUACAGAGAUAUGAUUCUGUUUCCAGCAUCCGGAGCAGUAACUCGUCCAGGAAAGAUUCACAAGGCAGCAACCGAAGCCUUGAUACAAUAACAUUAUCAGGCGAUGAGAAAGAUUUUGGAAGACUAAAUUUCAAACUCCGGUAUAUUGUGGCUGUUGAACAAAUCUGGAUAACUGUUGUAAAGAUUAAAGACCUUAGUUGGCCUGUGAGCUGUGGAGAAAAUCCCAGUAUCUAUAUAAAAGGUAUCAUUACCUUGCCCAAAGCUGUACCUUUUAAAUCCUCAGCAAAAGAAGGUUCUCUGGACACUGAAUUUAUGGAAACUUUCGUCUUUGCUAUCAAGCAUCAAAGUCUGCAGGCGUCAAGAUUGGUUUUCAAGGUGCUAAGUUUAACUCCUAGGAAAAGAACCAUCAGCCAUUGUUCAAUAUCCCUGCGUGAUUUGAGUGAAGAGGAGACAGACCAUUGGCUGGAAUUGGUGCCAUCUUCCAAAGUAACGGUCUGUCAGGCUGAGCUCCAGGUCGGGACCUGUUUCCAGGCAAUAAACAGCAGGAUUCAAUUACAAAUUCUCAAGGCUCAGAACCUGCCAAACUCCUCUACACCGCUCUCCAUAAAUUUUUUUGUGAAAGUGGAAAUGUUCAGUACAGAGGGACUGCUAUACAAGAAAAAGACCCGUCUGCUAAAAGUUACCAAUGGCCAGGUGAACUGGGGUGAAACCAUGAUUUUCCCUGUAACACUGAAAGAAGAGGGGAUCAAUUUUCUGAUCAAACUCUACAGCAGGAGCUCAGUGAGGCGGAAGCAUUUUAUCGGACAGGUAUGGAUUAGCAGCGACAGCAACAGCAGUGAGGCUGCAGAUCAAUGGACUGACACAAUCCAACACCCAGAGAAAGUAGUCACCAAGUGGCAUAAGCUAAAUCCCUCUUGAAGCUGACACCAAAUGCAGUAGUGUCGUACACAACAGGAAUGAAAGAACUAAGAGCCAUGUUGUAGUAGGGUGGAUGGGACCACAAGUACUUAAAGAAUUUGCUAUUUUCAUAUUUAAGAAGUCAAGAAUUACAAACCAAAGCAUGGAUCUGACAGAACCUUGAGAGGUACUGCUUAAGAUGGAUUUUACAUCUGCUUUACCUGGAUUGUAGUGAACCUAUUUGAAGACAUCCAGGGAUGAAUAUUGCAUAAAAGAUUCUGGUUUAGGAACCAACAGUCUGUCUCUGUUGUACGCACAUGGACCUUCAUAUAAUGUAAACACAAGCAUCACCCAAGUUUCUUGCUUCUUCCUGAUACCACCUACUACACCACCUACUACAGGGUUUCACUGUAUAUGCAAAUAUUUGCAGAUGCAAUGAUUUCUGAAAACUGUUUGUGAUUAUAGGGAAACUUUUUUUUCUGUGCACAUUGAGUGAGCCACUAAGCUCUUCAAAUGGCUGAUAAUAGUAGGUUCCAUCUACUAACAAUUAUGAAUACAAUUUAAAAUAUCCUGGCUUCUUCAAAUGUGUAGGAAAUCUUAAAUGUGAAUGUUUAAAUUAUACAAAUAACUUACUACUAGGUCCACAUGUAUUUUACAUUUAGCAACCAUUUAAUCACUUGAUUUAUUAUUAAUACUUAGUCCUAUGGCAUAUUUGGCGAUUUGACCAGAAUGGUUCAAUAAGGAUAAAGCAUUUAAAAUGCCCUUCCUUGCAUGUCGUACCCUGUCAAAAGAAUGGAAAAUAUUUUAUCUAAGGAAAAUGCUGGUGUUGAUAGGCAGGCACCAUUCAGGAAGUGAACAUUUGUGAUUGGUAGGUGCCUGGCAAUACCAGCGCCUGAGGUGGAUUUACAGGAAGCAGUGAUACGUGAUCUCUAGAGCUUUGAUAAGUAUCUCUCCUCAGAGUCCACACUAGUUCUCCCUUUUAGGGCUCUGGCACACGGGGAGAUUAGUCGCCCGCAACAAAUCUCCCUUGU
Molecule: messenger RNA, 2727 nt
Organism: Xenopus tropicalis (tropical clawed frog)
Lineage: Eukaryota; Metazoa; Chordata; Amphibia; Anura; Pipidae
Gene: tc2n
Product: tandem C2 domains, nuclear
Exons: 13
Coding region: 254-1717 (487 amino acids)
Cellular component (GO): nucleus
Source: RefSeq, a predicted model, not a curated record